Molecule: messenger RNA, 1608 nt
Organism: Oryza sativa Japonica Group (Japanese rice)
Lineage: Eukaryota; Viridiplantae; Streptophyta; Magnoliopsida; Poales; Poaceae
Source: RefSeq, a predicted model, not a curated record
UGUUCUUCGUUUCAUCUCCGAGCGGUGACUACAUCCAGAGAUCCAAUCUUCUCUUCCAAGUGUGUUCAGUACACUUAUCAUGUGAGACAAUAUUUAUUUUGUUCUAGUGAUGUACUAUUUAUCUGUGAUUCAUGUCAUUUUUUUUAAAACCGCUAAAUAGCUUAGCUGCAGCUAUAGCUGGCUAUAGUUGAUGAAAACCAUAGCCGCUAAAGGGUUUAGCCGGAGAUUUAAAUCAUUGACACACCUAUUAAGAUGCAAUAUCAAUCCCCUCUAACCCUUUUAUUAACUGAACAAUCCCUAACGAAAUUUAAUUCAACCUCUACAUUUUUAGAUAAAUGAAAUACAUUUCGGCCUUUUUUUUUCUAAGAAGCUAGAUUCAAACCAGCCUCAUACUGUCAUCCAUAUAACUGGGUUUGCAACAAGCUACUCGAACCUUAUCUAAAAUACUUAGAUACACCUACAACUAUGAUUAGUACGUCAUCACAUACGUGAGACACUAAAAUAAACUCAUGCAAGCAUGCUACUCGUGUCACCAAUCAUGAGACCACACCACACAAUAGUGCACACAAAGCUUUAAUUUGAUGAUAAGUACGGCGUAAUAAUUAGUUAAGCUGAUAAGCACGCAGCGAGCACCUUGUCCACAAACUUUAAUCUCUGCUCGUAUCAAACAAUCAAAUCCUGCGUGCUGCUGCUGCUUACCCGGCGAAUCUGCUCCUCAAUUUUGAUCACAAGAUCUGAUCUGAUUCAUGUCACUGUCCAUGCUCCCUUUGAUUCUUCUUCUUCUUCUUCUUGCCUACACACAAAAGCUCUAUAAAUUAGCUCCCAUGGCGUAGUAGCUAGUAGGGUGUAUAGCUACUAAGCUAGUAAUUAAGCUAAGCAACACACACAGAAAUCAGCAGCAAGCUAAGCUGUCCAUGGCUCCCAAUGGAGAAGCUUCGUCGGCGGUGGUGGCCGCCGUGGCGCCGUUCUUGGCGACGUUCAUCGGCAACCACCACCUCGGGCACGGCGGCGACGGCCAUGGCCACAAGGAGAUGGAGCUGCUGGCGACGACGACCGGCGGCGGCGGCGGCGGCGGCGGCGAGAGCAUCCCGGCGGAGGAGCAGCAGCAGGUGGUGGAGGAGGCGGAGUGCGAGUGCUGCGGCAUGUCGGAGGAGUGCACGGCGGCGUACGCCGGGGCGGUGCGGCGGCGGUUCUCGGGGCGGUGGGUGUGCGGGCUGUGCGCGGAGGCGGUGGCGGAGGAGGCCAGGAAGAAGAAGGGCGGCGAGCGGGAGGCGGCGCUGGCGGCGCACAUGGGCGUGUGCAGGCGCUUCAACGGCUUCGGGAGGACGCACCCGGCGCUCUUCCAGGCCGACGCCAUGAGACACAUCCUCAGGAAGCUCUCCGCCGCCGCCGCCCCUGGAUCGCCCAAGCCGACCAACACUAGCCGCAGACACUUGACGACGGCAGAGGGGGCCAUCAAAUCCACCGGCGGCAUGCUCAUCAGCUAGCUUAAUUAAUGUAUGACGCCGUUGACUUUUCAACCAACGUUUGACCAUUCGUUUUAUUUCAAUUUUGUGUACAAAUAUAAAAAUAUUUAUGUCAUGCUUAAAGAACAUUUGAUGACGAAUC